Molecule: messenger RNA, 987 nt
Organism: Cetraspora pellucida
Lineage: Eukaryota; Fungi; Glomeromycota; Glomeromycetes; Diversisporales; Gigasporaceae
Source: the annotation of a GenBank genome assembly
AUGGCAAAUUCAAGUAAUAUUGACCUUAUUAACGCUGCUUUUUCGGCCGUAAUGGGAACCCACAAGUUUAUAUCUGAAAAAGAAUUUCAAGAUAGACAAGCCCGUGGUGAAACUAAUGACGCAAUAUAUAAUCAGGUUGACUUGAACUCGUUUCAUCAAGUCAAUCUUGUUGGCAAUGAUCCAACUAUUGUCAGUAACUUGGGCACUGAUUUUAACCGUCGGUGCACAUUUGAUCAAUCUGACUCUUAUCUAGGACAAAUUUAUGUUAAGACGCUCACUGGUAAAACCAUAACACUAGUAUGUAAAAGAAAUGAUACUAUUGAAGCCAUUAAGUUGAAAAUUCAAGAUAAAGAAGGCAUUCCACCGGAUCAGCAGAGAUUAAUUUUUGCUGGAAAGCAAUUAGAGGAUUUCAAACCGAUUUCCGACUACAAUAUUAAAGAAAAUAGUGAACUUCACCUGAUUUUACGUCUAAGUGGAGGUGGGUGUAUAAUUAGUUACUUAAGUGUGAGUGUUUUGGACCCGCGAUAUGACUACGAUUUUACAAAUAUUAAUGAUAUGGAAGCGACAUUUAUGCGGGGAGAUGUACUAUAUAAAAGACCAUGUGGAUGGAAGCGUAUCGCUUUAAAGGUUACUGAAAAGUAUGAUAACGGUAAUGAUAAAUGGCUUGGUACUGAUAAAAAUGCUUGGCCAGUAUCGUAUCAUGGUACUGCUGAACAUAAUGCAAAAUCAAUUGCUGAAGAAGGCUAUGAUUUAAGCAAAGGAACUAGAUUUCUUUAUGGACGUGGCAUUUAUUCAACACCUGAUGUGCAUAUAGCUGAACAAUAUGCGACAGAAUUCGAGUUUGAAGGAAAUAUAUAUGUGAUGAUAUUUCAGAAUAGAGUAAAUCCUGCUAGUUUAAGAAGAAUUCCUGUUGGAAAUGGCGAGUAUUGGGUUUCUGAAAAAGGUGAAGAUGUCAGACCAUAUGGAAUUUGUAUUAAAAAGAAAUGA